Messenger RNA from Lachancea thermotolerans CBS 6340, 312 nucleotides. RefSeq names its product thioredoxin TRX2 (gene TRX2). Bases 1 to 312 code for a protein of 103 amino acids. The record is from RefSeq and is a predicted model, not a curated record. NCBI's taxonomy places the organism in Eukaryota, Fungi, Ascomycota, Saccharomycetes, Saccharomycetales, Saccharomycetaceae. The transcript has a single exon. Gene Ontology annotation, molecular function: protein-disulfide reductase activity.
AUGGUUGCUCAAAUUGGUUCCGCUUCUGAAUUCGAACAGGCCGUCAAGGUCGACAAGCUGGUUGUUGUCGACUUUUUCGCCACCUGGUGCGGUCCUUGCAAGAUGAUUGCUCCUAUGAUCGAAAAGUUCGCCGAGCAGUACCCAAGUGCCGCCUUCUACAAGCUAGACGUCGACCAGGUCCCUGAGGUCGCCCAGCAGAACGAAGUCUCCGCCAUGCCAACCAUCCUGCUGUUCAAGAACGGCCAGGUCAUCGACAAGGUUGUUGGCGCCAACCCAGCUGCCAUCAAGCAGAAAAUCGCUGCCCACGCCUAA